GUCGGCGUCAGGACGUCGCGUCUGUCAGCGGCGGCGUGCAGAGGGCGUGAGAAGACGGAAAGCUGCUUCUUUUAAACAGCGGGUGCUCGGGGCCGCUUGGCGGCUUGUCAGGGGUUUCCCGUCUUCCCUUUGUCCCGGGGUCACCGUCCGAGUUGGGCCGGGGCAGGGAAGAGCGGCGUGCGGUUCGCGUGCGCGGGGUGGGGGUGGGCGAGGCCCGGAGUGGGAGGCAGCGGGAAUGGGAGUAGCCCCGAGCGGCCUCUGGGUCCGAGCUCGUGAGCAGUGAGCGGCGGGAAGGGAUCCCCACGAUGUGGGCGGCCCGAGCGCUGUCCAGGGCCCUGCGCGCCUACUGCACCUCAGCCCCUUGCCCCAGGCCCACACAGCCCCCCAGAGUGAGCAUCCGGGAUGCCCUUGUGAGCCAGAACCCAAGGGACAAUGUGAAAGUGCAGGGAUGGGUUCGUUCAGUUCGAUCCCAGAAGGAAGUUUUGUUCCUCCAUAUAAAUGAUGGGUCAUCUUUGGAACAUUUGCAGAUUGUAGCAGACCCAAGCUUACACAGUUGUGAUCUGACAUUUGGGAGUUCGGUGGAAGUCCAAGGGGUACUGGUAAAAAGUCCUUAUAAAAAGCAAAACAUGGAACUGAAGGCAGACAAAAUUGAAGUCAUUGGACAUUGUGAUCCUAAGACAUUCCCUUUUAAAUACAAGGAGAGAUAUCCUCUGGAAUAUAUUCGACAGCACCCUCACCUUCGAUGUAGGACCAGUGCCCUGAGCUCUAUACUGAGGGUUCGCAGUGAAGCUACAGAUGCUAUACACUCUUUCUUCAAGGCUAAUGGCUAUCUACAUAUUCACACCCCAGUGAUCACAUCAAAUGACUGUGAAGGGGCUGGGGAACUCUUUCAAGUUGAACCAUCAAGCAAAGUGAAAGAACCUGGGAAGAAUUUCUUUGAUGUUCCAGCCUUCUUGACUGUCUCAGCACAGCUUCAUCUUGAAGUGAUGUCAGGAGCUUUCACUCAAGUGUUUACCUUUGGCCCAACAUUCCGAGCUGAGAAUUCUCAGAGCCGCAGGCAUCUGGCAGAGUUUUAUAUGGUGGAAGCAGAAAUAUCUUUUGUUGAGAGCCUUCAAGACAUUAUGCAGGUUAUGGAGACACUCUUCAAGGCUACAACAGAGGCUGUUCUCUCAAAUUGCCCAGAGGAUGUUGAGCUUUUGCAUAAAUUCGUAGCUCCUGGUCAAAAGGACAAGCUUGAACAAAUGCUGAAAAAUAAGUUUUUAAUGAUUUCCUAUACAGAAGCCGUGGAAAUCUUAAAGAAAGCAUCUCAGAAUUUCACGUUCACCCCCAAGUGGGGUGUUGAUCUGCAAACUGAGCAUGAAAAGUACUUGGUGGAGUACUGUGGCAAUAUUCCAGUAUUUGUUAUUAACUAUCCCUUUGAUCUCAAGCCUUUCUACAUGCGGGAUAAUGAAGAUGAACCUCAGCGUACGGUCGCUGCUGUUGAUCUUUUAGUGCCUGGAGUUGGAGAGCUCUUUGGAGGAAGCCUGAGAGAAGAACGUUUCCAUUUACUACAACAGCGGUUAGCAAGACUAGGACUGACAGAUACCUACCAAUGGUAUUUGGAUCUUCGUCGGUUUGGUUCUGUGCCACAUGGAGGCUUUGGAAUGGGAUUUGAACGGUAUCUACAGUGCAUCUUGGGAGUUGACAACAUCAAAGAUGUUAUCCCUUUUCCAAGGUUUUCUCAUUCAUGUCUUUUAUAGCAAAUUUUAAAAUAAUAUUAUAUAUAAAACUCAUGCCUGCAAGAACAUGCCAAUUUGAAUUUUUUAAAUACUGGUGAAAAUUCUUGUCAUAAAAUUUGAAAUGUGAAGAGAAGAAGAAAUUAAGAUUUGGAAGGAAGUCUUUGUACAUUUACACACAAAAACCCUCCUACAGAAUCUUCUUGAACAAGGAUGCAAAACAAGCCUCUGUCUCAAACGGAAAAAGAAACAGAAGGAAAAAAUACAUACCCUCUAGCUGUGAAAGACAGGAUGUUAGGAUGGGUUUUUUCUUAAUCAUCAAAGCACUGCCCAAAAGUGACUGGUAUAUAAGAAAGCCCUGAUUGUUUGUUUUGCUUACCAUGUAAACCCUGAUAGAUGCCUACCAUUUCUAAGUGCUGUAUUAAACAUCCAUCUUUCUACGAGGCCUUAUGUAAACUAGGGUUAAAUUGGUUCUUGUGAAAUUGUAAUUCAUAGUUGAAAUCACCUUUCUACUAAGUAAAAAAAUGAAGUUAAAUAAUUUAUGAA
Messenger RNA from Trichosurus vulpecula (common brushtail), 2261 nucleotides. It is a transcript of the gene NARS2, whose product is annotated as asparaginyl-tRNA synthetase 2, mitochondrial. Gene Ontology annotation, molecular function: nucleic acid binding; asparagine-tRNA ligase activity; ATP binding. Gene Ontology annotation, biological process: asparaginyl-tRNA aminoacylation. Gene Ontology annotation, cellular component: mitochondrion. Lineage: Eukaryota; Metazoa; Chordata; Mammalia; Diprotodontia; Phalangeridae. The record is from RefSeq and is a predicted model, not a curated record. The transcript is spliced from 14 exons. The coding region runs from base 306 to 1739 and encodes 477 amino acids.